This is a messenger RNA of Mauremys reevesii (Reeves's turtle), 5798 nucleotides long. It is a transcript of the gene CCP110, whose product is annotated as centriolar coiled-coil protein 110. Gene Ontology annotation, biological process: regulation of cytokinesis; centriole replication; centrosome duplication. The coding region runs from base 280 to 3312 and encodes 1010 amino acids. The record is from RefSeq and is a predicted model, not a curated record. The transcript has 15 exons. Gene Ontology annotation, cellular component: centriole. Lineage: Eukaryota; Metazoa; Chordata; Testudines; Geoemydidae.
UGGUGGGGGCUCUGCCCCCGGGGUCAUGGCCUGACAGCUGCGCUUGGAGCACCGGCGCGUGUGUCCCCCCCCCACCUCAGCCUCUGAAAGCUGCCCCUUUGUCAGAGCUGGUUAUGUGCUCGGCGCUGUAUAAGAAGAAGAGUCUCAGUCCCACGGAGCUUGCUUUCUAAAAGGCAGCUGUAGCUGAGACAACGCUCAGUGGGAAAGUUUUAGUUGAGGAGGGGGGUGAGUGUUGUUCUGUUGGAGUAAUAUUUCCUCUGUGUGCAGCACAAUAUUAAGAUGGAGGACUAUGAGAAGUUCUGUGAAAAGCAUCUUGCCAGGAUCCAAGGAGAGUCAAUUCAAAGGGAAACCUCUUCAUCUGCUCAGAAGAAUAUCUCACUUAUUCAAUUCCAUGGCAUUCCUGUGCUUUCACCUCUGCUGAGUCUUGAGAGAAAAAAGGAAAUGCAGCAGGAUAAACAAAAAGCACUUGAUGUAGAGAUCUGGAAGCUGAAUUCCAGGAAAAGAGCUUUACUGAAUCGUGUUCAGGAGAUCCUGGAAAACGUGCAGGUCAGAAAGGUGUCUAGUAUGAGCGAUUUGGAUCAGUGGGAGUCUGAGAGUGGUCACUCUAAUUCAGAAUCAAAAGCCUCAAAUGGCUUCACAAUGCUAUCAAACAUCGAUUUGCCAAGUUCUAUUGCAUGCUGUGGUACUACAGACCUUGAAAAAACAUUGGAAAUUAUGCCAGCAGACACUGCUAUCCAGGUUACAUCAAGUGGAAUAGACUCAGUUAGAAGCACAGAAGAACAUAUUCCUCCUGAACCAAGUGAGAGCAACCUCUCAGAAAACAUUGCUUGCCCAAAGGUUACAUCUCCUGAUAAAACACAAAAUAUGACUACUUCAAAUGCACAUGUAAACCAAGAGCAUAUGGAGGUGCCACCAGUUGGUGAGGAAGUACCUGAUCCUUAUGUAAUGAGUCUUCAGAACCUUCUGAAAAAGUCUAGGGAGUACAUAGAGAGAGAGCAAACAAGACGUAGCAUAAGAAGUAAUUCAAAAAGAAGUGUUAAUGAAAGUCAUUCAGAUAAAGAAAAUGAUGCAGUUAAAACAAAUGCGUCUGGGAAAGAGAAAGCGAGGUUUACAGGCAGGAGUUGUACUCCUCUGACACUUGAUAAACCAAGUCUUAAUAAAUCAAAUAUUCUUCUUCAGGGUGCCUCUGCCCAAAUAAAUAGCAUGAGUACAUCAGCUUCAUCCAGCUUUUCUAAAGUGGAUAUACCUACAAGAGCUGGAACACCCCCAGUUUUGGAUUCGGAUUCAGAUGAAGAACUAAAAAAUAUCUCUACCUUUGAUCACGACAGUAGUAUUGUCAGAAGCCUUACAGGUUCUUAUGCCAAAUUACCCAGCCCGGAGCCAAGUAUGAGCCCUAAAAUGCACCGAAGACGUCCAAGACCUUCAUCAAUGGGACACAUAGUUAUCAAUAACCCUGUGAAUGCCUAUGAAUUAAGCCCUUUAAACAAGGGAAGAGCAAUUGACUUGAUCAUACAAGAUGUCACUGACCAAACCAAUGCAUCUGAACCUGUGCCAAAAUUCACUGCUGACAUCACUGCAGUUUGUUCUAGCAAAGCUCAUGUUGUCAACAAGAAUUCUUCAGAGACUUCAAAUCACAUGCAUUCCAUUAGUCAACUAGAGAGCAAAGGAAUGAUGGUGUCUUCCAUAAUGGAGGGAAAGCUGGAUGAUAGAAGGCCAUACAAAAUGGACAGUACUACUUGUACUGUAACUCCAAAAUUGCAUGAGUCAUAUGCAGUCAGUCAGUCGAUGGUGACUCAAAAGCUCAUAACUAUGAAUGGAAUCAAGCCAGAUAAUUUAUUAGAAAAGACCAAAAGUAAUUCACCCGUGGAACUCAAUAAAUCUUAUGAUGUAGAAAAUCCAUCUCCAUUACUGAUGCAAAGCCAGAAUAAGCACCAGCAAAUGGAUACUCCAAAUGUUUCUUCUGGAAAUGAACAUUUUGUAGAAAAUGGUUUUGAAAAAGUGAAACGUAGGCUUGAUUUAGAUAUUGAUAGCUCACAGAAAGAGAACAACCCAUAUGUUUUAACAGAUGGAACAGAAGAACAAGAGAAGUGGAGGUUGCAAGACCGAAGAUGCCCCAUAGGAUCUGUUUAUGGGAACAAGAAUGAAACCUCAGUCAGUGGUACCAAUGAAGAAGAGAUUUUGAAAAAUAAACUCUUGGCUUUUGAAGAAAUGAGAAAGAGACUUGAAGAGCAGCAUGCACAACAACUGUCAGUACUGAUAGCUGAACAAGAGAGAGAACAGGAGAGAUUGCAGAAGACUUUUAAUCUGCAGGAGAUAGAAGAGCAGGAGAGAAGGUUAAAAGGAAAGAAGAGUGCUUCAGCAGACACAGAAAUUCCCAAAAUGACCAUUAGCAGUGGGAUGGAACUGGAGUGGAGAAAAAUAAGCGAAAGUGGCUUGUUGGAAACAAUGCUGACUCAAGUGGAGACAAUCCAUAACACAAACUUGAACAGCACUGGUAAAAGUUUUGCCAACACUACCAUGCCCAAUAGUUUUGGUUCAACAAAUGAAGCUCCAUUCUACCUCUGGGGACCAUCUGGUAGUGGAAUGUCAAAAAUAUCAGCAUCCAGGCUUAUUAGGGCCAAAACCAGGUGGUCUCAGGCCUUCAAUCCAGAGAUGCAAAUGAAGUUCAGUAAGAUCACUGCCUUGGCAAAGGGAUUUCUGACUCGUAGGCUCAUGCAAACAGAAAAAUUGAAAUAUCUUAGGCAAACCGUAAAAGAUACUAUGGAGUUCAUAAAAAAUUUUCAGUCUGAAGCUCCCUUAAAGAGAGGAACUGUUUCGGUGCAAGAUGCAUCCCUACAAGAAAGAGUGAUGGCUCAACUGCGAGCUGCGCUGUAUGACAUCCAUGAUAUAUUCUUUAUAAUGGAAGUAUCUGAAAGAAUGAAUAUUCUGCGUCAUGAUCGUGAAGUUCGCAAAGAGAAAAUGCUGAGGCAAAUGGCUAAAAUAAAGACUCCACGAGAGAGGGUGACGCUUUCGACAGCUACACAGAAAUCUCUGGAUAGGAAGAAGUACAUGAAGGCUGCAGAAAUGGGAAUGCCAAAUAAAAAAUUAAUCAUAAAACAAAAUACUCCUGAAGCAAGAGUACUUCAGCCAAAUCAAGGACAAAAUACUCCAAUUCAUAGGCUUCUUUGCAGGCAAGGAACCCCUAAGACCUCAAUGAAGGGGGUUGAGCAAAAUAGAAAGAAGUCCUCAGAGAGCAGAGUGCCUAACAAGGCAACUUCAGGAGUAUAUGCAGGAAGAAUCCAAAGAAAGAAGCCAAAUGUUGUGACAAUUUAAGACGUCAGCACUCACUCGGAUAAAAAAAAAAGGCUAUUUUAAUGCAAUAGUCUCUUCACCAUUGGUUCAGAUCUUGCAUCUCCUAUAUGUAUGCUUUGAAUUGACAAACGUACACAUUUAACAUAUUUUGCAUAUUUUAAGGACAUAGGUUUUUAUGGAAUGAUGUUAAAGUAAUGAAGAGGGCUACAAAUAAGUUCAGUUCUUCUGAAAACAAAUUGCAUGUUACAAACCUGUUGUUCAGAUUACUGCAGACAUAUGUCCACAUUCAAAAUGCUCUGUUGUAGAAAAGAAUAUAGUGCAACAUUGUUUAUUUGUAUCUUUUUGCCAUCUCUCUGACUUAUAUACAAUGUGUCAUGCACUUUUUUGUACUAUAGGAAAUAUAUUUACAAUUGCAGUUCAUACACAUUAGUCUGUAUAACUGAUUUCCUAUGUGUACAUAUUUUAGCCUUUUACCCUAAAAUUAGAGAAGUAGAAAAGAUAACUUAUUCAACUGUAACAAUACUGCACGUUUUUCCUCUGUGUAUGUUUGAGAGCAGCAUCACUAAGUGUAUCAUUACAUAUGAAUGUGCUAACCUCUCAGUUUAAAUACUGACAGAUAUUGUUACUCAUUUCUAUUGACUGUUUGCAGACAUGGAUCUGAGUUAAUUGCUGGCAUAAAUGUGCAAUUCUAUUUACAUGAAUGAAGUCGCACCUGUUCUCAUGGGUGGUGAAUUUAGGCCACUAUGAUGAAACAUUCCAGGCAAUUUUUCCUCCAUACUGUUCACUGCAUUUUCUAAUUCCAAACUACAUUUUGAUCAAGAUGAAGUAUAAUUAAGAUGUAGCAGUUCUAUGACACUGUACAAGAGUUUUAAAAGGAAAGCCUUUAAUUGUCCUCAGCAGUCAUACAGAUGACUGUUUCACACCAUUAUGUGUCUUAAGGUUUUAUUUUUGACAUUCCUAGAUCUACUUUACUGUCUAAACAAGUAACUUGGAACAGUUUUUUUAUAUAAAAAAAAAAAAAAUACUGUCAUCAGUAACAGAUCCAAGCACUGAAGCCAUGCUUCCAUGUUCUGAGUCCCUAAAACUUUGCAAGACUUAACUUCCAAAACACAUGUUCCUGUUUGCCCCUGUCUUUUUGGCUAUUUCAGACAUUAUGAAUAUGCUUCUUUAAAGAGAGAGGCUGCUUAGUAAUUUUAAUCUUGAUAAUGAGCUUCUUUGAAUCUUUCUUUGGUUUUCAAAUAAAAUAGAGAAAAUCUUGCCCCUGUGUAUAUCCAUCCUUAAAGGCAUGUAUUAUUCAGUCAAUAGUAUACUUCUGAUCCCCACAGCUUUAAGGGUGGUAGAGAGGAGGACUGUUUAAACAAAAUAAAGGGUACGUAUUUAAUGAAAAUGUCAAAUGUUACUGUUUCACUAGUAUGUAUUUGCUAUAACUCUUAACUUUGGUGGAGUUAAUCCAGGUGGGCAUUGGUAUAACAGCAGACUUGACCCAAAAUAUUAUCAAUAUUCAUUAAAUAUCUCAAUAUAAAAAUUAAAUAGGUGGAGGGAAAAAUGCCUUAAUACAAAAAUGCAUGUAUGAAUUAAAAGAACUUGUUUGGGGAUGGCCUUUAACCUACAAGUUAUGGUUUGCAUCUACAAAUCAGUACCUUAUCCUGUACCUUUUGUUGCAUUAUUAUAAGCAAAUGUUACUUAUCAUGCAGUAUUUUAAACUGAGCCAGACAUGUACUUGAAAAAGAGGCAAUGCUAAUACGAAGAAAUAUUUAGAGGAUUAACAGACUACUCAGUGGUUGUGUACUGUGAUCUUAUUUGAAGGCUCUGAGGCAGAUCCUCAGCUGGUGUUACUUUACACCAGCUGAAAACCUGCAUCUAUCUGUUUUAAACACUAUUGUUCUUUAGUUUCCCACCAUAAUACAAAGAUUUAUUAUGAUAAUCUGAACUUCUUGGAUUCCUAGUCAUUUUCAAAACUUUAUUUUUGUUCUUAAAUUUUGCAUUACUCUGUUUAUUAUUCUUGAAAUGUUUUCCUCUACAAGACUAAGUUAGAAUGACAAGUGAAAUGCAUCAUAUUUUAUUAAGAAUUCUAGACUACCUUGCAGGUUGCAACUUUAGACUGGCUUACUUGCUGUUGUAUGUUAGUGCUAAAAAUUGAUUGCAGAUGUUUUCUGUACUGUUAAUUGGCAUUUGAGGCAAUAUGUAAAAAGUAGGCUUAGUCUAAAUAUUUAAAAAAUGAAUGUUCAACUUUUUGUUCAGAUUUCGUAUCUAAACCUUUUUUACUUUAAGAAUGUUUCAAAGUCUGUGUACUAAAAUAUCCUAGCAAAAUUUUUUUAACUUUCAUAAGGCCUUCUUGACAAGUGCCAGAAUUUGUUUUUGUAAUUUGAUAUAUUUUGUAUUUAUUUAUACAUAUUUAAUUUUCAAUUCACUUUAUUUUUGUGGAAUGUAAUGUCAUUAUUAUAAAGUGUAUAUUUAUUUUUUGUACUUUAUUUCAUUUACACUAGUCUUGCCCCUUUUGUUAAAUA